GGCAAUAAAAGCAGCCAUUGUUGGAAAAACGUAGCUAGGAAUUUGUCCACAUAAACCUCUCAUAAACCCUUUUUUCUCCGACAAGAAAAAACGAACUAAAAGCCUUCUUUGAGAAUGGGUGGUGCUUCAUCGCAACUGGGGGAUGGACUAUCUAAGGAGAACACUUCAACAGCCACAUCUUCUUCACAACUUCCAAAAGACGAAAAGUCAGCUCCCGCUACAGUCCCUGCAGAUUCAAAGCCAAAGAAGAAGAUUUGCUGUGCUUGUCCAGAGACUAAGAAGGUGAGAGAUGAAUGCAUUGUGGAACACGGUGAAUCAGCUUGUGAGAAAUGGAUCGAAGCUCAUCUUAAAUGCCUUCGAGCUGAAGGCUUCAACGUCUGAAACUGGUUACAGAACUAAUUCUCUAAAAAAGGAAGAAAGGUGAUAUACUUUUGUAGAAUGUCCGAUAUAUGUUGUCAUUACGAAAAUUAAUUAGCUAAUUUCUCACAGAUUAUUUUAUACAAAACAUUGUUUUUACAUAUUCAGAAUAAACAGGGCAUAGUUUUUUGGAAACAAUUGCUUUCGAUUUUACAUUUUUCAUGUUGUAUUUGUUCUCUACAAUAGUAUUUC
This is a messenger RNA of Solanum stenotomum, 609 nucleotides long. RefSeq names its product cytochrome c oxidase copper chaperone 1. The record is from RefSeq and is a predicted model, not a curated record. The transcript has 2 exons. The coding region runs from base 115 to 381 and encodes 88 amino acids. Gene Ontology annotation, molecular function: copper chaperone activity; copper ion binding. Gene Ontology annotation, cellular component: mitochondrial intermembrane space. NCBI's taxonomy places the organism in Eukaryota, Viridiplantae, Streptophyta, Magnoliopsida, Solanales, Solanaceae.